Acanthisitta chloris (rifleman) is the source of this 1401-nucleotide messenger RNA. It is a transcript of the gene CIAO3, whose product is annotated as nuclear prelamin A recognition factor-like. The record is from RefSeq and is a predicted model, not a curated record. The transcript has 11 exons. NCBI's taxonomy places the organism in Eukaryota, Metazoa, Chordata, Aves, Passeriformes, Acanthisittidae. Gene Ontology annotation, molecular function: 4 iron, 4 sulfur cluster binding. Gene Ontology annotation, biological process: iron-sulfur cluster assembly. Gene Ontology annotation, cellular component: cytosolic [4Fe-4S] assembly targeting complex.
AUGCUGGAGAAGUGUUCUUUCUGCAAAAGGUGAGAAGAAUGUAUCAAGCCUGUCAAAGUCGAAAAGAAGGCUGGAAAAGCAGCAGCCAAGAUCAGAAUUGAAGCAGAUGGAAGCUACUUUCAGAUUGAUCAGGAUGGAGGAGCACAAAAGCUGGAGAAGGCUAAAAUCACCCUGAAUGACUGCUUGGCCUGUAGUGGCUGCAUCACAUCAGCAGAGAGUGUUUUAAUCACCCAGCAGAGCCAUGAGGAGCUCUGCAGGAUGCUGGCUUUGAACAAGGCUGCUGCUCCCAGUGAACAGAAAUUGAUGGUGGUUUCUGUUUCACCCCAAUCCAGAGCCUCCCUGGCUGCAAGGUGUAAAAUGGGCGUGCUGGAGACAGCAAAGAAGUUGACCUCAUUCCUGAAGGGUUUAGGUGUGCACUAUGUUUUUGACACAACUUUCUCCAGAAACUUCAGCCUGUUGGAAAGCCAACGAGAGUUUGUGAGACGCUUCCACAAGCAAGCAGAGGACAAAAAGGCUUUGCCAAUGUUAGCCUCAGCCUGCCCAGGUUGGAUCUGCUACGCAGAGAAAACCCAUGGCAGCUUCAUCAUUCCUUACAUCAGCACCACCAAGUCCCCACAGCAGGUCAUGGGCUCCUUGGUCAAGGGCUAUUUUGCAGAACAGCAGCACUUAUCCCCUGACCAGAUCUACCAUGUCACAGUGAUGCCUUGUUAUGACAAAAAGCUUGAGGCUUCCAGGCCAGACUUUUUCAACCAAGAGUAUCAAACCCGUGAUGUGGAUUGUGUGAUCACCACCGGAGAAGUGCUAAAGCUGUUGGAACAAGAAGGAGUAUCUCUACCAGAUGUAGCUCCCGCUUCCUUGGAUACCAUGUUCAGGAAUGCUGCAGCAGAGGAGCUCAGCACCCACUCUGGAGGAGGUUCUGGGGGAUACCUGGAGCACAUCUACAAACAUGCAGCCAAGGAGCUCUUUGGAAUUCAAGUGGAUACGAUUGAGUACAAACCUCUAAAGAACAAGGACUUCCAGGAGGUGACACUGGAGAGGGAUGGGGUGGUCCUGCUCCACUUUGCUUUGGCCUAUGGAUUUCGGAACAUCCAGAACUUGGUGCAGAAGCUGAAACGAGGGAAAUCACCUUAUCACUAUGUAGAAGUCAUGGCCUGUCCCUCAGGGUGUUUGAAUGGAGGAGGUCAGAUUAAACUGGCUGGGGAGUCCAGCAAGGAUGAGCUGCAGCAAGUGGAGAGGUUAUAUGAGUCUCCAAGGACUGAGAUUCCAGAGGAGAACCAGACUGUGGCUGAGCUGUAUGAGCAGUGGCUCUGUGGCUCAGGCUCAGAGAAGGCUAUGGAGGUGUUGCACACACAAUACCAUGCAGUGGAGAAAGCAAACACCGGUUUUAGUAUCAAGUGGUGA